AUGAGUCGUGUCUUGGUUGAGAACUGCCCAGGCCACGGGGUUGCGGCCCUCGCUCUCGUCACGCUCAAAAAGGGCGUCCUCAUCUCGGGCCACGGCGCUCGCCAUCUUGUGCUUUCCAAAGGUAGAGGGGAAUUUGCAGUUGCCGCUGGCGCAGGAGAUACGCUUGAUGAGACGCUCAAUGUCGCGCUCGUACAGGGAAUCCUCCUUGCGCAUCUUGAUGGCCCCCGCCAUCUUGUGUUUUCCGAAGGUAGAUGGGAUCUUGCAGUUGCCGCUGGCGCAAGAGAUGCGCUUGGUGAGAGAGCUGCCAGCCUCAUCUCGCACUCUCCACUUGGGAGCCGCGCCAGGACCUCCGAAGGUGGCCUUGACGUAACGGCUCUCCAUGUUGGUCAAGUCACCCUCAGAAGGGGAGGCAGUGGCCAGGCCAGCGAGACCGAGGAGGGCGACAGAAAGGUAUCCGAUAGCGACCAUUUUGGCGGUUAUUGA
Molecule: messenger RNA, 483 nt
Organism: Clonostachys byssicola
Lineage: Eukaryota; Fungi; Ascomycota; Sordariomycetes; Hypocreales; Bionectriaceae
Source: the annotation of a GenBank genome assembly